UCCGGCGCGGGGGGGGCUGUCGGUCGGGCCGGGCCGGGCCGGGCCGGGGGCCCUGAGGCGGCGGCGGCGGCGGCGAUGUUCGUGCAGGAGGAGAAGAUCUUCGCGGCGAAGGUGCUGCGGCUGCGCAUCUGCGCCCUGGACGGCGCCGAGUGGCUGGAGGAGGUGGCCGAGGACACGGCCAUCGAGCGCCUCAAGGAGCGCUGCCUCAAGCACUGCGUGCCAGGCAGCCUUGAAGACCCGAAAAGCGUGACGCACCACAAACUCAUCCACGCUGCUUCGGAGAAAGUGCUGAAUGACACCAAGACCGUCUCGGAGGAAAACAUUCAGGAUCGAGAUGUUUUGGUCCUCGUGAAGAAAAGGGCUCCACCAGCACCUCCCAAAAUGGCCGAGGUCUCUGCCGAGGAAAAGCGGAAGCAGGAACAGAAGGCGCCCGACAAAGAGGCGAUCCUGAAAGCCACCACCAACCUCCCCUCCCACAGCGUGGAUCGGAGCGUGGCCCACCACAACAUGAGAGACUUUCAGACGGAGCUUCGGAAAAUCUUGGUCUCGCUCAUCGAAGUGGCCCAGAAGCUGUUAGCACUGAACCCAAACGCUGUCGAACUCUUCAAGAAGGCAAAUGCCAUGUUGGAUGAGGACGAGGAUGACCGAGUGGACGAAAUCGCUCUGCGCCAGCUGACCGAAAUGGGUUUCCCUGAGAGCAGAGCCAUCAAAGCCCUUCGCCUCAGCCACAUGUCUGUGACUCAGGCCAUGGAGUGGCUCAUCGAGCAUGCCGAUGACCCCACAGUCGACGCCCCCAUGCCAGGCCACGUCCCCGUGGAAAGCGCAGGCGAAGAAGUGGGGCUGGCCGUCCCCCAGGCAGUCAAUGGGGCCAGCUCAGCAGAGGAGUUGAAGGACGAGCUGACGGAAAUAUUCAAGAAGAUACGGAGGAAACGAGAGUUCCGUCCGGAUCCGCGGGCGGUGGCAGCCUUAAUGGAGAUGGGCUUUGAUGAGAAAGAAGUGGUGGACGCCCUCAGGGUUAACAACAAUCAGCAAAACGCCGCAUGCGAGUGGCUGCUGGGCGAGCGGAAGCCGACCCCAGAAGAUUUAGACAAAGGGAUCGACCCUGCCAGUCCCCUUUUCCAAGCCAUCUUAGAAAACCCCGUGGUGCAGCUGGGGCUGACAAACCCUAAAACUCUACUCGCUUUUGAAGACAUGCUUGAGAACCCCUUGAACAGCACGCAGUGGAUGAACGACCCUGAAACCGGGCCGGUGAUGUUACAGAUCUCCCGGAUCUUCCAGACGUUGAAUCGCACCUAGAGGGCUCCGGCUAUCUCCGCUGCGCCCUGUUGGGUUUUCUGCUUUGCUCCCACCCCGGAAGGAAGCCGAGGAGCUUUGGGAAGGCGGCGCCCGAAGUGUGUUUUCUUUCUGCCUUUUGAGUCUUUGGGUUGACGUGUUAACGGACUUUCGGUUUGGUCGCACUUCCGGCUUCUGCCCCGUGCCGUUUUCCUCUCUUUUAGAUGUAGUAGGAGACCGUGGGAUGAGAACACCGUCCCCUUUCCUUUCGACUGUUUCUAUUUUUGUUUUAAAAAAAGAAAGAAAGAGAAUGAGAAAAUGAUCCAACGUCCUAAACCGGCGUUUGCCAAUUGGCAAUCCAACCACUGGAAAAAAAAAUAAAGACGGCUUCCUCCGUACGCGCAGAGCUCCGGGAAUGGCACGGGGUUCGUUUUUGCACGCAAGCUCUUCUUUCUCGGGAUGUUUGGUUUCUCCUCUUAAGUUAUUUCUGUUGUAAAAAUACAGAAGGGUUUUUAAACUGA
Pseudonaja textilis is the source of this 1793-nucleotide messenger RNA. RefSeq names its product UBA domain containing 1 (gene UBAC1). Gene Ontology annotation, cellular component: ubiquitin ligase complex. Lineage: Eukaryota; Metazoa; Chordata; Lepidosauria; Squamata; Elapidae. Gene Ontology annotation, molecular function: protein binding. The record is from RefSeq and is a predicted model, not a curated record.